CUCCAAUCCCAUCUGGGAGUUCAGAUGGGGCUCUUGGCAGCACUGGUCGCUCUGCUCUGCAUCUAUGCUCCAGCGUGGGGAGCUGAAGGAUGCAGCACUUUUAGACACCUGGAGAACGGGCAGACGUUUUUUCGUUACGGUGGACUGCUGGUGAUCUUCCGCUGUCAUCCUGGCUACAAGCUCCAUGGAUACAAAACCAACAGCUGUGUGUCUGGGCGCUGGUCCCGGGACACCCCAGUCUGUGUCGGCUCCGGCUGCUCCAACCCAGGGCGGCUUACCCACGGGACGAGCAGCAUGAAUGAGGACGGCUCCUGGGCAGUGUUCAGCUGUGAUAGUGGCUUUCGGCUACACGGGCCCUCAAUGUUAUACUGUAAGGGCCUCACCUGGAACAGCACAGAGCCUGUAUGCAAAGAGUACGACAUGAUGAGCUCGGUCUCAGGUGUCAAUGUGCAAAAGCCAAACAUACACCAGAACCUCCAGGCUGCUGUAAUUCUGAAGACCCAGCAACAAUCCCACUACAACACCCUCGCUAAUACCGCUUCCAAAGAAGUGAACCUCAAAUUUGGCUUGCUGUCUAACACAGCAUCCGAAAUGUCCAACAGGGAGAGGAUUAAAGUGACUGUCCCAAAAGUCCACCAGCAGCAGCAUGUUCAGUUUCCCAAUUUUAAAGUCAAAGAUGGAGUCCAAUCAACUCAUCAUGAAGAAACAGGAACUGGGAGGCAUGACUUGGAGGCAGAAAAGGUGGACAAAGUUGCCUCUAAAUCACAUUGGUCUACUACUGUCUCAUCUGCCUUAUCAUUAGUGUCAGGAACAGAACAAUCAACAUCCUCACCAACAUCAUUUUCAACAGCCCAUACACCAGCUAUGGCUGCUGUCUCAAAUACUGUGAUGUUUGUGCCAACUUCCCCACUCCACCACAUGAAAUCUGCACUUCCUGUGUCUGGCAGGGAAAAAGUGCUCAAGUUUGGAGAACUUGUCACUUCCCGGGAUGACGCGACUCUCUCUGUAGUAGUAACAGGCUCUUCACAAACUGCAGAUGAAGACCAACAGGCUGAAACUGUCUUCCAGUAUCCUCCUUUGUCUCAGCCUGGGUCUGUAGAUAAAAGGGAGCCCACCGAGACUUCAACAACUUUAUCUUCUUCUGUUAAUUUAAUUUCUGACAGUUCUACCUCCACUUCAUCACCUGCUUCCUCCUUAUCAGCCCCCCUUCCCUCCUAUUCUGCCUCAACUUCCUUAAAUUCCAGCUCCUCUCAGUCCAAUAUGAAAACACAGCUGCCUUAUGUUCCUUCAAACACCUUUACCACCAGUGAGCCAAGAUCUCACCGGACUGAAAACCACAACGCCACCUUCAAACCACCUCUGCUGUCUCUGAGCCUGAGCAGACGACCCAUAUGCACAUACCCGCCUGUGCCCGCUCACGGGACCUUCUACUUUCGUAAUGUAGAGAAUCCAGGUCCCAGAGAGAACAGACAUUACAUACAGUAUGCCUGCUACCCUGGCUAUACGCUGGCUCAUGGAGACAUACACAGCUACUGCCAGCAUGGGGGCGCCUGGAGUGGAAUCACACCUGUUUGUCUGGAGUUGACACCUUGUUCAGUUAACAACGGAGGCUGUUCCCAGCUGUGCUCUCACUCCCAGCACUACAACCAGAGCUCCAACCAGACCCAAACCAGAACUCAAUGCCACUGUAGAGCUGGAUUCACUCUGCUGGAUGAUGGGCAGACGUGUCGAGAUUUAGAUGAGUGUGUGGAGGGGCAACACCAGUGUCAGCAGAAAUGCAUCAACACAUUUGGUUCCUUCAAGUGCAGCUGUGAUGAUGGCUAUCAACCAGCUCAUCAGCAGACCUCCUGCACAGAUGUGGAUGAGUGCCUGCUGCCAGCAGCUGUAACAGGCUGUGUGUUUGGCUGUGUUAACACCCCUGGGAGCUUCUACUGCCAAUGUCCUGUUGGCUACAGCCUUCAGACUGCAGACAGCCACUGCCAAGAUAUAGAUGAGUGUGCUGUUAAUCAGGGGCUCGGGCCGUGUACGGAGCAGUGCCACAACUCCCCAGGAUCCUACCGAUGCUCCUGCUCGUAUGGGCACAUCUUAGCCGGAAACGGACACAGCUGCAUCGCCGAGUGUCCACCUGGAUACAGGAAGGAACCAAUAACAAUACCACCUGAGAAUCCAACUGCACAAACUCUUAGGGAGGAGUGUGUAGAUAUAAAUGAGUGCCAGGAAGAGACCUGUGAGUGGCAGUGUGUGAACCUGCCAGGCUCUCACCGCUGCAUCUGCCCCAGAGGAUACACACUCCACAAAGAUGGCCAACGCUGCAAAGACAUUAAUCAGUGCAGCCGGAAGAAUGGAGGGUGUUCCCACCUGUGUGUGAACCAAAGAGGUGGCUAUAAAUGUGUCUGCCCAGCCUCUCAUCGUCUCUCACCCUACAGCUGGAAGAAAUGUGUGCCAAGAACAACAGCGAACACUGCUAUCUAAACAUAUGAGCUGCCUGUCCAAGUUGUUAUGAGCAAUAGAUUUCAGCUGGUUCUUCUUUAAAACUAGCCUAUUUUCCUAUUGAUUCAGAAAUGACAUGACUUAAUUAUUAAAUUAUCCAUUUUAAUUGUUGUUUUUAAAUUGUG
Molecule: messenger RNA, 2615 nt
Organism: Perca fluviatilis (European perch)
Lineage: Eukaryota; Metazoa; Chordata; Actinopteri; Perciformes; Percidae
Exons: 10
Coding region: 25-2472 (815 amino acids)
Molecular function (GO): calcium ion binding
Source: RefSeq, a predicted model, not a curated record